This is a messenger RNA of Tribolium madens (black flour beetle), 3333 nucleotides long. RefSeq lists its product as uncharacterized. The record is from RefSeq and is a predicted model, not a curated record. NCBI's taxonomy places the organism in Eukaryota, Metazoa, Arthropoda, Insecta, Coleoptera, Tenebrionidae. Gene Ontology annotation, biological process: mitochondrial electron transport, NADH to ubiquinone; transmembrane transport. The coding region runs from base 133 to 3279 and encodes 1048 amino acids. The transcript has 11 exons. Gene Ontology annotation, molecular function: NADH dehydrogenase (ubiquinone) activity; NAD binding; quinone binding.
CGUCAUUGGUCAGUUGGUACCUCUACUAGUGGAAGGUUAUGGCGACCGUAGUGUCAGUGUCAAAGAUUCGUUGAAAACCGAUAAAAUGUUGUUUUUAAAAAGUGUUGUGAAGUGUUGAACUAAAGACUGUCCAUGACAGACCCCGAAGACAUGAAGGCGAAAUCGUCGAAACGUAUGGCUGGGAUAAUAAUGAUGUCUCGAAAAUCGAUCGCCAAGGACGGUGUUGUGACAACCUCGGGCAUCGGCAUGCCAAGCCUCUACCACGCUCUAGUCGUCAUCUUCCUCGAGUUCUUCGCAUGGGGGCUGCUCACAAUGCCCGUCAUAUCAGUAUUAAACACCACAUUCCCCGACCACACUUUUCUAAUGAACGGCUUGAUUAUGGGGAUCAAGGGGAUUUUGUCGUUCCUGAGUGCACCGUUAGUGGGGGCACUUUCGGAUGUUUGUGGUCGAAAGUUGUUCCUUUUGAUUACGGUGUUCUUCACAUGUCUGCCGAUCCCACUAAUGACGAUUAAUACGUUUUGGUUUUUCGCCAUGGUCAGCAUUUCGGGGGUUUUUGCGGUCACUUUCAGCGUUGUUUUUGCCUAUGUGGCCGAUGUUACUGAUCAAAAGGACCGGUCUUUGGCCUAUGGAUUGGUUAGUGCCACUUUUGCCGCCAGUAUGGUUAUCUCACCAGCGCUGGGGGCUUACCUGAUGGAGAGGUGGUCCGUAUCGCUGGUGGUCGCCCUCGCCACCGCUGUCGCCAUCCUGGACGUCUUCUUCAUCCUCGUCGCCGUUCCCGAAAGCCUCCCCGAAAAAGUCCGCGUCUCCCCCAUCAGUUGGGAGCAAGCCGAUCCUUUCUCCUCCUUGCGUAACGUCGGUCAAGACCCCACAAUCCUCCUCCUCUGUAUCACCGUUUUCCUUUCCUACCUCCCCGAAGCCGGUCAAUACAGUUGCAUUUUCGUCUACUUGAAACUGGUAAUGGGUUGGAGUGCCCCCAUGGUCGCCGUUUUUGUCGGUCUUGUCGGCCUCCUUGCCGUCCUCACACAACUAUGUCUUGGUGCAUUGAUGAAAAACCUCGGUUGUAAACACACAAUUAUGUUAGGACUCCUCUUCGAAAUGUUACAACUGUUGUGGUAUGGUUUUGGGACAACGACGUGGAUGAUGUGGGCGGCAGGGAUGUUGGCAUCAAUGAGUUCGAUUACGUAUCCGGCGAUUUCGGCAUUUGUUAGUAUUGUGAGUACGCCGGAUAGGCAAGGAGUUGUGCAAGGGAUGGUGACAGGGAUGAGGGGGCUGUGUAAUGGCUUAGGACCGGCUAUGUUCGGGUUGAUUUUCUACGUGUUUCAUGUGGAUCUCAACGAGGGGGAGAAUCAGGAAGGAACGCAUGCUACGCCAGUGCACGAGAUGGAAACGUACUCGCAGUUGGUGCCUGGUCCCCCCUUCGUGUUUGGGGCUUUUCUAGUCAUUUGCGCCCUUCUUGUAGCUUCAUUUAUCCCGACAAAAUCCAGUACUGAUUCAAGUAUCCCCCUGGACACGCACUAUGAGAUGGAAAGGGGCCAGAAGGUCGCAGGCACUUUGAGUCCUUUGAUUCCGAGCCGGAGCAUCGAAAACGCAUACCCCCAUGUGGCGUUCUUUCGCAAGUUUUUAGCUACGAAAAGCGUCUCCUCCAUGAACUUCCUCGCGUGGAACUCAAACCUGCGAGUUGCCUCCUUCUCCAGGAGGAAUUUCGGCCAAAAGGGGGAUGAGUUCGGUAAGGAGUUCCUCGAAGAGAGUCAAGUGGAGGGUGAGAUUACCCUCCUGGGGGACUCCCCCGUUGCGUUUCAUCAUCUUACUCCCGUCUUUCAACAAGGCGGGGAAGUUCCCAGGUGUAGCUUUAGCCACGUCCCGGGGCUGUCACCUGUCAAAAUGGCAAACGCAAUUUUAACAAUUUUUCGCAAAAUUGGACCUUUGUCGCCACCUAAAUUAUUACUAAACAACGGGGCUGCUUUAAUUCACACUAGUGGCGAUAAUAAAGCGAAAUGGUAUCCCGAUCCCGAAUACAUGUCUCAAUUCGACGGCCCCGUCAUGUACCCCGACGAAGUGACAAGUAAAUGGGUAUUGCCUCCAUGGAACGCCCAGAAGGCCCCCGUCGAACGCUCCGUCAAAAACCUCACUUUGAACUUUGGGCCCCAACAUCCGGCCGCGCACGGAGUCUUGCGCUUAGUUUUGGAAUUAGACGGGGAGAUGGUACGCAGGGCUGACCCCCAUAUAGGGCUCCUCCACCGCGGUACUGAGAAACUAAUUGAAUAUAAAACCUACACUCAGGCUUUGCCCUACUUUGACCGGCUUGAUUACGUCUCUAUGAUGUGCAACGAGCAAUGCUACAGUCUCGCCGUCGAGAAACUCCUCAACAUUGACGUCCCCCUGCGAGCUAAAUACAUCAGAACACUAUUUGCGGAAAUAACACGAAUUUUGAACCACAUCAUGGCUGUGGGGACUCACGCCUUGGACGUGGGGGCCCUAACCCCCUUCUUCUGGCUGUUUGAAGAGCGUGAGAAAAUGAUGGAAUUUUAUGAGAGAGUCUCGGGGGCGCGCAUGCAUGCGGCGUAUAUCCGACCAGGGGGCGUCUCCCUGGACCUACCAUUAGGUCUCAUGGAUGAUAUUUACGAAUUUGCGUCGAAAUUCAGUGAAAGACUUGACGAAGUCGAGGAUGUCCUCACCACGAAUCGGAUUUGGGUGCAAAGAACACAAGACAUUGGGAUUGUCUCAGCCGAGGAUGCCCUCAAUUAUGGUUUCAGUGGAGUCAUGUUACGAGGCUCUGGGAUUAAAUGGGAUUUGCGCAAAGUGCAGCCCUAUGACGCUUAUGAUUUGGUCGAUUUUGAUGUCCCCAUUGGGGUGAAAGGGGAUUGUUAUGAUAGAUACCUGUGUCGGAUAGAGGAAAUGAGACAGUCGCUGAGAAUCAUCGAUCAGUGUCUUAAUAAAAUGCCUCCCGGGGAGGUAAAGACAGACGAUGCGAAAUUGACACCUCCAAGUCGGGCUGAAAUGAAGACGUCCAUGGAAGCCCUGAUUCACCACUUCAAGUUGUUUACGCAAGGGUACCAAGUGCCCCCAGGUGCCACCUACACGGCGAUUGAAGCCCCCAAAGGCGAAUUCGGUGUUUAUUUGGUCUCCGAUGGCGGUUCAAAGCCCUACCGGUGUAAAAUCAAAGCUCCAGGUUUCGCACAUUUAGCCGCUUUAGAAAAAGUCGGCAAAAAUCACAUGUUGGCCGACAUUGUUGCCAUUAUUGGUACCUUGGACGUGGUCUUUGGCGAAAUCGAUCGAUAAUAAUUUAAGUGUAAAUAAAUCAUUUUAGGCUUAAAUAAACUAAAAAAUCGUAUA